UCUUCUUUGUGGCAUAUGUGGAAUACUGUGCGCCAAAAAAAAAUCAGGACUUGUUAUGAUCCUCUUUUCAGCUUGUUGUAUCUGUGGACUCAUUGGUGGCAUCCUGAAUUUUCAAUUUCUUCGGGCAGUCACAAAGAAGACCUCAUCAGUGUACCCACUGCACCUCGCUUCCAUGUCUUUGGCAUGUAUUGGCAUUGGAGGAUGUACUCUGUCCUCCUGGCUCACUUGUCGUCUAGCCAGCUAUGAGCAAAGGAGAAUGUUCUCAGAAAGGGAACAUUCCCUGCAUCAUUCUCAUGAAAUGGCUGAGAAAGAAAUGACAGAGAAUAUGCUCAAUGGAGGACCACAGCCAAUAUUUCAUGGAAGAGUACAAUCAAUGUUUUAAAGAACUGAGCAUUUUUCAGGUUGUUCAUGAAGCAGGAGAUGUUGAAGUCCUGGGAGCUGCAGUUAAAACAUUUGUUGCAUUUGCAGUUAUUUCUCCUGAGCAUCCACUAAAAUUAUUCCUUCUCAAUUGUGCCUCACUUACCAUCAGCCUUUUCUAUAGGGUAAAAACUUUCCAGAAACAGUGUAGAUUUUAGUCUCCUCAGGAGUUGUUCUGAAAAAGACUCUUCCAGAAAACUAAAUGGAACAGCUGUGAUGACUACAAUACACAAACAGCAGUUGACUAGCAUGAGCUUUAGUAUUGUAAUUGCCUAUUUUAUGAAUACUUCAAAAGUAAACACAUCAAGAACUAACAAUAACAUAUUGAAGUUUUUGUUUUGAAAGACUACUGACUUCAAGUAUAUUACAAAUCAAAGCCUCAGCAAUGCCUUUUUGUAACAUUGUAAUUAAUGUCAGUUUGUGAAUUAGCUAAGUUUCAUAGUUUAUUUAUAAAUUAUAAAAAGUACAGCAUAAAAGGUGAAAUUUUAGUGAAAGAAUAUUAAUCUGUAUGAUAUUAUUUCACUUUUGCACAAGUUAAAAUGUUGUGUAAGAUAAGUAUCUUUUCACCAUAUUGUGCAUAUUAAUCUGCAUGUUCAUGAUAAAAUUUAAAAACAAAGUAUGUGUUAAACAUAGAUAUAAGUAUACUGUAAAUAGAGAAAAUACAUACAGCAUAUAUUUAUAGCUACAUAAAUAAAAAUAGGAAAUAGUAAAUAAAUUGUGUGGGCAUGAGUAUAUUCUACGAGUUAUAGGAAGAACAUUGAUCAAAGAUUUACAAGACUAUAAGGUCACAGACUUAGUUUCUCCUCUUUCUGUCCAUUUUCUUCUUUUUGUUAAAUAUAUUGUAUGUAGAUAGAAUUGUGGCUUACAUUUAUAGAGCUGAGUGAAUUGAAUAUCAAAUCAUAAAUUACAUAGUUAUUGGGCAUAUUACUGUGAUCAUGGUGUUUAUGUAAAAGUAAUUUUUAAUAUUUAUUUAUAAAUAUAACUUUAAUAUUAUAUGUUUAUAUUUAUAAACAAAAGUUUUUAUUUAGGAUUAUUCUUGAUAUGUUAAUUUCAAAUAAUAUUCAUCUAAAUUUAAUUAUACAGAAGGAAAGAUAAUUUACUACCCUACAUAAAGUUACUACUAGAUUUUUUGUAUUUUAUUUAAGUGUCUUGUGUCCUUUGAUGAUUAAUAUAAACUUAUACAGACUGGUCAUAUUUGAGCAAGUGUAUAUUGAAAGCAUCUGAUGGUAUUCUCAGUAUAAGAAAAUUGAAAGAUAAACUGACAUUCAUAUAGCUAGAUUCAAUUCAUCUCUUCCACAGUGGAAAAAUAAAAUAACAACUAACAAUAUAUAUAAAUGAGUAAAUAGCAUGGACUUUGAAAUGUUUUUGAAAACUAAUUUCUGACAACCUACAAAGUAAUAGUUUUAAAUAAGUAACACUUCACUAUAUAUUUUUAUUACUUGCCAAAACUAAACAAAUUUCAACUCAUUUUUAUGAGUUAUUCAAUUACAGGAAAAUGCAUACCUUUAUUGCUCAGUAUAAGAAAAGAUUAUAAUCACAAAGAAGACAGGAGUUUUUUUUAUUUUGUUAACAAAACAGCAAUAAUUUGGUCUAUGAGACUUUGACAAGGCUGCUGAAAUUUACUCCUCAGAAAAUUAUGACUGAACAGAAAUAGCUGUCCUCUACUUGUGUUUUGGUAUAGUUUUGGCUCUUCCCACAAUUGUUUGGAUACUUUAUCUUCUGGUAUAUUACAGAUUGUGUCCAGAGAUUCAAUCUCAAAUAGUGAAUAAGAAUUAUAAACUGUUCAUUUCAUGUCACAUAUAGGCCUAUUUCUCACUGACUAUAUAAACUUUAAAAUGUAGAAAUCUCAUGUAUUUUAACAAAUUGAGGCAGGAGAUAGCUUCAUCUUUAAAUGAGAAACCACUGGCUCUAAUUUUGGUAUCAUUUCUCUGUAGACAUUUUAAAAAAUACAAAAUCAAAAUACAUCAACACAUUUAAUGCCAAUUGAAUUUAUUUUUUAAAGCACUUACUAAAAGAAAAAGUAUUAUAUCACU
Messenger RNA from Myodes glareolus (Bank vole), 2450 nucleotides. NCBI's taxonomy places the organism in Eukaryota, Metazoa, Chordata, Mammalia, Rodentia, Cricetidae. The record is from RefSeq and is a predicted model, not a curated record.